GGGGCGCGUCACGUGACGCGCUCCAUUUCCGGCCUCGCUUUGCUGCCUGGCUGGGCGCUCCUUGGGGCUCGUUGCCGUGUGAGGAGAAGCCGUCGCCAUCAUGCCGGUCUACUUCCAGCGGCCCGAGAACGCCCUAAAGCGGGCGAACGAAUUUCUUGAGGUUGGGAAGAAGCAACCUGCUCUUGAUGUUCUCUAUGAUGUUAUGAAAAGUAAAAAACACCGAACAUGGCAAAAGAUCCACGAACCGAUUAUGCUGAAGUACUUGGAGCUCUGUGUGGACCUCCGCAAGAGCCACCUGGCUAAAGAAGGCCUAUAUCAGUACAAGAAUAUCUGCCAACAGGUGAACAUCAAAUCCUUGGAGGAUGUAGUUCGGGCUUACUUAAAAUUAGCAGAAGAAAAAACUGAAUCUGCUAAAGAAGAGUCUCAGCAGAUGGUGCUAGAUAUUGAAGACUUAGAUAAUAUUCAGACUCCAGAGAGUGUUCUCCUAAGUGCUGUGAGUGGGGAAGACACUCAAGAUCGUACUGAUCGGUUACUUUUGACUCCCUGGGUUAAAUUUCUAUGGGAAUCCUACAGGCAGUGUUUGGACCUUCUCAGAAACAAUUCUAGAGUGGAGCGGCUUUAUCAUGAUAUUGCACAACAAGCUUUCAGGUUCUGUUUGCAAUAUACUCGUAAAGCUGAGUUUCGCAAACUCUGUGACAAUUUGAGAAUGCAUUUGGGUCAGAUCCAGCGUCAUCACAAUCAGAGUACGGCUAUCAAUCUCAAUAACCCAGAGAGUCAGUCAAUGCAUUUGGAAACCAGGCUUGUACAGUUGGACAGUGCUAUAAGCAUGGAACUGUGGCAGGAAGCCUUCAAAGCUGUGGAAGACAUACAUGGAUUAUUCUCCUUGUCCAAGAAACCACCAAAGCCCCAGCUGAUGGCAAACUAUUAUCACAAAGUUUCUACUGUCUUCUGGAAAUCAGGAAAUGCGCUCUUUCAUGCAUCCACACUUCACCGUCUUUAUCAUCUCUCAAGGGAAAUGCGAAAGAACCUCACGCAGGAGGAGAUGCAGAGGAUGUCAACGAGAGUCCUUUUGGCCACACUGUCCAUUCCUAUAACACCUGAACGAACUGACAUUGCUCGUCUUCUAGACAUGGAUGGCAUCAUUGUUGAAAAGCAGCGGCGAUUGGCAACUCUGUUGGGCCUCCAGGCCCCACCGACACGAAUUUCUCUCAUUAAUGAUAUGGUGAGAUUUAAUGUUGUACAACAUGUUGUCCCAGAAGUAAAGGAACUUUAUAACUGGCUUGAAGUAGAUUUUCAUCCACUGAAGUUAUGUGGCCGUGUAUGCAAGGUGUUGAACUGGGUAAGAGACCAAUCUGAGAAGGAACCAGAACUGCAACUGUAUAUCCCCCAUCUUCAAAAUAACACCAUACUCAGGCUGCUUCAGCAGGUGGCCCAAAUUUAUCAAAGCAUCGAAUUUUCUCGCCUGACUACUCUGGUUCCUUUUGUUGAUGCUUUCCAACUGGAACGUGCAAUAGUAGAUGCUGCCAGACAUUGUGAUUUGCAAGUUCGCAUUGAUCAUACCACUCGAACACUGAGUUUUGGGUCAGAUUUGAACUAUUGCACUCGGGAAGAUGCACCUCUUGGCCCUCAGCUGCAAAACAUGCCAUCUGAGCAGAUCAGGAGCCAGUUGACAGCUAUGUCAUCUGCCCUUGCAAAGGCUCUUGAAGUGAUUAAGCCACCUCACAUAUUGCUAGAGAAGGAAGAGCAACACCAGCUGGCUGUUACAGCUUAUUUAAAAAAUUCAAGGAAAGAACAUCAGCGUAUCCUUGCUCGCCGUCAGACUAUUGAGGAAAGAAAGGAACGCCUUGAGAGCUUGAACAUUCAGCGUGAAAAAGAAGAGUUGGAGCAGCGUGAAGCGGAACUCCAAAAGGUUCGCAAAGCCGAAGAGGAGAGAUUGCGUCAGGAGGCGAAAGAGCGGGAAAAGGAGCGCAUUCUGCAGGAACAUGAGCAAAUUAAAAAGAAAACUGUUCGUGAACGUUUGGAGCAGAUCAAGAAAACUGAGCUGGGAGCCAAGGCCUUCAAAGAUAUUGAUAUUGAAGAUCUUGAAGAAUUGGAUCCAGACUUCAUUAUGGCAAAACAAGUUGAACAGCUGGAGAAAGAAAAGAAGGAAUUGCAAGAGCGUCUGAAAAAUCAGGAGAAAAAGAUUGACCAUUUUGAAAGGGCAAAACGCUUGGAAGAAAUCCCACUGAUUAAGAGUGCAUAUGAAGAGCAAAGAGUCAGAGACAUGGAGCUUUGGGAACAGCAAGAAGAAGAAAGGAUCUCAACUAUGCAGUUGGAACGUGAGAAAGCCCUUGAACAUAAGAACAGGAUGUCCAGGAUGUUGGAGGACAGUGAUUUCUUUGUAACUAGGCUCAAAGAAGCGAGAAGAUCAGUGUAUGAGGAAAAACUUAAACAAUUCCAAGAAAGAUUAGCAGAGGAAAGGCAUAAACGCUUAGAGGAACGCAAAAGGCAGCGCAAAGAGGAAAGACGCAUUGCUUAUUAUCAGGAGAAAGAGGAAGAAGAACAAAGAUUGCAAGAAGAGAAGAUGCUUAAAGAACAAGAAGAAAAAGAACGUGUAGAACGUGAAAAACGUGAGGAAGAAAUGCGUGAAUAUCAGGAACGCGUCAAAAAACUAGAAGAGGUAGAGAGAAAGAAACGCCAAAGAGAACUGGAGAUUGAAGAAAGGGAACGUCGUCGAGAAGAAGAGAGGAGGAAUCUUGAAGAUCCGCUUUCAAGGAAGGACUCUCGUUGGAGUGAUCGAGAACCUGGUGAAAGCACCUGGAGAAGAAGUGCUGAGCCAGACUCAGAAUGGAGGCGACCAGCACCACCAGAAAGAGAGUGGCGGCGUGGAGACGCACGUGAGGAUGAAAAACCUUUACGAAGAGAUGAUUUGCCUCGGCGUGGUAUCUCAGCAGACAGAGUAGAGUCUCCUCGUGAAGCACUAGAAGACAAAGUGCCGAAGCAGGAUGCUGAUGAAGACAAAGGUCCUAAGAAAGUUCUGGAUGAUGACAGAACAAGUUGGCGCUCUGCAGAAGACAAGGGCCCCAUGCGUGGCUUAGAUGAUGACAGGGGCCCCAGGCGUGGGCUGGAUGACGACAGGGGCCCCAGGCGCGGGCUUGAUGAUGAUAGGGGCCCCAGGCGCGGGCUUGAUGAUGAUAGGGGCCCCAGGCGUGGUCUGGAUGAUGACAGGGGCCCCAGGCGCGGGCUGGAUGAUGACAGGGGCCCCAGGCGUGGGCUGGAUGACGACAGGGGCCCCAGGCGUGGCUUAGAUGACGACAGGGGCCCCAGGCGUGGGCUGGAUGAUGACAGGCCAAGUUGGCGCAACACAGAUGAUGACAGGGGCCCCAGGCGUGGUCUGGAUGAUGACAGGGGCCCCAGGCGUGGUCUGGAUGAAGACAGGGGCCCCAGGCGUGGGCUGGAUGAUGACCGGGGCCCCAGGCGGGGUUUGGAUGAUGACAGAGGCCCUAGGCGGGGUUUGGAUGAUGACAGACCAAGUUGGAGAGCUGCAGAUGAAGAUAGGCCUCCCCGGCGUGGGCUGGAUGAUGACAGAAUCUCAAGGCGUGAUGAAGAUAGGGGACCAUGGCGUAACACAGAUGAAGAUAGAAUUUCAAGGCGUGAUGAUGAUCGUGGACCUAGACGUGCUGGUGAUGAUGACAGAGGUCCUAGACGUGGAGAUGAUUCUAGGCGUGGAGAGGAUUCCAGAACUGGACCUUGGAGACCAUAUGGGAAACCAGGUGGUUGGAGAGAACGAGAAAAGGCUCGUGAAGAUAGUUGGGGCCCUCCACGAGAUUCCAGGCCUUCAGAAGAUAAUGAAUGGGAUAAAGAUCGUGAUGAGAAUGAGAAGGACCGUGAACCUGACAAGGACCGUGACUUUGACCGGGAAGAUCGUUUCAGGCGUCCUAGAGAUGACGCUGGCUGGAGAAGAGGACCAGCUGAGGAAACCUCUAGCUGGAGAGAGUCAGGCCGUCGUGAUGAAUGGGACAGAGGUGGCCGUGAUUCUAGAGAUGACCGGGGUGGCCGUGAUCUUCGAGAUCGGCGUGUUGAAGACAGGGAAAGGAGAGGGCCAGUGCCCCUUCCCAGAACAGAUCGGGAAGAAGUGAGCUCAUGGAGACGUGGCGAUGACAAAAAGGAGGAGCAUGAAGAACGGGAAAUUGUUCGGAGACCACCUGCUGCUGCUGCUCCUGCUGCUCCAGCGCCCUCUGUGUCAAAAGAACGAGAAAAAGAUGGGGAGAAAGAGAAGGGGGCCUGGAGAACAGAAAAAGACCGGGACUCCCUUCGCCGCACUAAACUUGAAGCUGAUGAAGAUGGGUGGACCACUGUGCGACGUUAAGUUCAAAACCUAAACAUGGUUUUUAUGUUGGUGUUUAGCAUUGAUUGGUAACAAAUUAUAAUAUUGGUGCUUUAACACUCUGAAUUGGAAUUCUUUUAACAAAAUUUUCUAGGUAAUGUGAAAGCAUGAAACUCUUACACGUGUGAAAACUGAUCAUGCACAGAACUUGCAACUAAAAGUCAGAAAUUGAAUACUGGUUACCUGAAAUUUCAAAUGUUGUAUAUGUGACAGAUCACUUGGUGGUAAGAAAUAAAAAAUAUGAACCCAGUAGGUAUCUUUGAGUGGCAUGUAUAUCUCAAUCAAAAAGAAAUCAAUUUUUAUUUUAAGUAGUUCUUCACCUGGAAAAUCAGUAUGGUCUGCAAAGUGUACAUUUAAAACAACAUUUCUAGUUACAUGAAGUGAUGGCUUUGUAAGACUACUGCCUAAAAUAGAUAUAAGCAAACACUUUCUAUUUGGGUAUUUUGAUGGCAAGAGGUGUUUUUUUCUGAUGGUAUUAUACAAAGUCAGUAUGUUUUGAGUUGCAUACGAUAAAUGUUAUGGACCUUUAACCACACUGGGGUUUUUUUGGGUAGAUUUUUCUUGAAUGCAUAUACUUAUCAAGCCAUUUUGCAGUCUUUGUUCUCACAAUGAAUGCCAGCACAGCAGUCUCAAAACAACAAAUAAGGCUUUUAAAAUGAAAGCGUUUGAGAACAAUCAUACUGCUGAAGUUUACGACCCUUGGCAUAUAGACUUUGCUUUUUCUGUUCAUGGAUAAUUCAUGCCUUUUGAAGCAUUUAUAUAUAGUAUCCUAUUUCAAGUAUGUGGUCUGGAGGAACUGCUCACUCUUCCCUUCCUUCCUUCCCAAUUUCUUGUCUUCUGGGUAAGUGCUUUACCUUAAACCAAGUGCUUUGUAGUAUGGGCUGGGUUGACUUCAAUUUUGAGGGCAAAGUAGUAAUGUUUAUGAUUGUUUUUAAUUGAAGCCAACACAGAACUUGCUACUAUGUGUUAACUUCAGUGAUAAAUAAACUUAACAAAAUAAGGUG
Podarcis muralis (Common wall lizard) is the source of this 5370-nucleotide messenger RNA. RefSeq names its product eukaryotic translation initiation factor 3 subunit A (gene EIF3A). Gene Ontology annotation, biological process: translation reinitiation; formation of cytoplasmic translation initiation complex. Lineage: Eukaryota; Metazoa; Chordata; Lepidosauria; Squamata; Lacertidae. Gene Ontology annotation, molecular function: translation initiation factor activity; mRNA binding. The record is from RefSeq and is a predicted model, not a curated record. Gene Ontology annotation, cellular component: multi-eIF complex; eukaryotic translation initiation factor 3 complex, eIF3m; eukaryotic translation initiation factor 3 complex, eIF3e.